AUGCCUGUUCCGUUUGAGACUCUGUUGCCCUAUGCCAUCAUGAUUGGCAUGUUUGGUGUCACCGGGACUGGUCUUGCUGUAGUCAAGGCGUGGCGCAACGAAGGCAAGCGGCCACGGUACUCACUGGACCAGUGGGACAGAAUCAUUCAAGAUAUAAUUGUUUCUUUGUACGGCGUUCAAAUCGAGACUAACGCUUUGUCUCAAGUGAUGGACCGCGAUCGCAGACUUACCGGCACGCUGCGAGGACAAAUAGACAGGCCAGAAGCACCACCGGGGUUCGAAUUCUCGAACGGUUGGAAGCUGGAAAAGCGCUUUACCUGA
Molecule: messenger RNA, 321 nt
Organism: Metarhizium album ARSEF 1941
Lineage: Eukaryota; Fungi; Ascomycota; Sordariomycetes; Hypocreales; Clavicipitaceae
Exons: 4
Coding region: 1-321 (106 amino acids)
Source: RefSeq, a predicted model, not a curated record